AUGGCUGCGGUUCCUCGGGCGUUCGUGGAAGAGGAGGCAUCGACACUUUUACGAGUGCGGCCUUCGCUUGGCGGAUGCGGAUGGGCAGUGGAUGUGGCGGCAGCCCCCCCCCCCCCGCCAGUACUUCACAGGCCUCUCUGCUAUUUUCGUCCACAAGCACGCACAUCGCAACAGCAGCGCCCGCUGGAGGCCAGCCUCUCCACCGCGGCAGCAGGGAAGGCCGGCGAAAGGUUGUGCAACCGCUUCUCGCCCAAACGGAAGCGGGGCUGCAGCCGGGCGAAUCUGUGGUCGCACCAACAAACUGGACGGGGCAUUGUUAGACUGAGCAGCGAACCAAAGAGAGUUGUGACUAUGAAUGGAAGAUAUUGUGCUAUUUUUCUUACUUUCGCCGCAUUUGCGAAUGUUGCAAACCCCGAAGAACGAUCUAUGGCGCUUCGUGAGAAGAAGGGGCAGUUAAAUAAUGCAGGUAACUUGAAAAUCAGGAUGGUUCGAGCUACAUCCAGCAAGUUGUUCAUCGAGGCCUUAUGCGAUCCUUCAUGUGAGGACAUCCAGUGGGAGACUAUGCUAUAUAAAUACAUCCCAGAGUUUAUAACUGUUUCCUCAGACGAUGUGGAAGAUCACGGGAAUGGUCAAUAUGCACUUAUAAAUUUACAUCCCAAUGUUGAUUACAUUGUUCAAGCUCGUAUUCCGGGUUCUUUUGAUCGGACUCGAGGCAAAACAUGUAAAGUGAACCUGGAGCGUGUGACGGGUCUCCACUCUCCCACCAGCGGGCCUGGUUGGUUGGAUAUUCGCUGGACGCCGAUCUCUCAAUCCAAUUGCCCGCAAGACAUCAAGUACAUCACGCGCCACAAGGUGGACGGCGGCAACUUCACUCAACCGCAAGUGUAUGGAUUCUACCCAAUCGACGAUAAGGGCAGAAUACGCGUUGGACCGUCCCACCCCUGUGACGAUUGGCCGAAAAGUUUUUGCCUGUUGAUUACGGAGGGCGUAGUGUCUGGUAAAAAUCAUACUGUGGAGAUUGUACCCCAGCGAAUAGGCGCAGACGAAUUCAGUGACGUCGGCAUUCCGAUGCAGAUAGUCGUCUUCGCGGAUCCCCACAACAGGCAGGGGGCGCCUGACGACGGGGUGCACCCGGACUGCCAGAUGUGGGCGUGGCUGGCGGUGGGGGCUAGCUUGUUCUGCGUCGCCGUCAUCAUCGGCAUUCUCAUCUCCGCCCUCGUCACCACUUAUGAAAAAAAUCAGAGACUUCGAGAAGAAGCACUGAAUGAGGAAAAUGAAGAUAGUGGAGAAAAUGAAGAAAUUGAGGAAACAGUGUUGUCAGCAGGAACUACAGAAACGAGACAAUCAAGAGAACUCUCAGAAAAUGGAGAACUUAGUGAAAACAGAGCCAAAAAAUAAAUACUGCACUGAACUCUAAAUCAAGAACAAAUACUUAUAUGUGAAUAGAAGCAGCUUUAGUUGCGCAUAAUGCUCGUAUGAACUGAAAAUUGUAAAUAAGACAUCCUUACCCCUAGAUAGGAGGUACUAAUAGGAUAAGAGAAGACUGAUGCAAAAUUUGAUACUUUAUUUUUCCGUUAACAUUCAAUAUUUCAUUUUCUCAUCUGGUAUAAAUUAUUAUUGGAUGAAAAUUACAGAUAGUGAUUAGAAAAAGCGACGCCUACGAGAAGGAACAUGGUCUACCAGAGGGGCCCAUCGAUUUUAUGGCGAUGCUGUUCCACUAGUAAUGGAACGUGACCGUAUGAAUGUGGAGAGUGAUUCUUCAAUUAUUACAAUUGUCCAAACUGAUUUUACUUUUCAGCAAGUUUUUUGACAAUUAGUUACUAAGAAUUGGAUCUUAAAUUGUUAAAACCUUUUGGUUAAUUUUCUAAAAUAUUCUACCUUACUUCUUUUAAAAGUACUCAGAAGAACAUUGAAUUUGUAUCUCAUGGGGUAUUUUCAUAUUGUAGAAGUAAACUAUUUAGCAAUCUUUGCAUAAGAGAAAUACUUAAAAAUUAUUAAAUUAUCUAACCUUUUCUGAAGAAAAUAUAUAUUAGUACGUGUAAAUACGUAUAAUUCAUUCGAUUAAUAUUAAUCAAAGUAGUUUUAGAGAGAGUUCAAUACUACCUGUGCUCUGGAGCAUACCUCUUUGGAUAUUACGAAGAGAAACGAGUUCCUAUUUUAAGAAAUAGAGGUAAUAUUUUCUGAGAUUACUCUUUCAUUUUUGUAGUUUUAUUUCUACACGUCAGAUAAAUAAGAUAAAGUUAGGUAUAUAUUAUUUAAGAGUAUUUUAAGUUUAAAUUCAAGACAUGAAAGCAGGUAAAUCAUUAUACAAUGUUUAGAGCAAAACUUAUUUCAAAGCACAUCUAAAUUAUGUAUCUCAUCUCUUCUGUGUUUUUCGUAUCGGAUAUCGUAUUUUUCAAUUAAUAUUAUGUAAACACUCUUUUCCAAAAAAUAUUUCUAAAAUUCCUAUUUUUAUUAUUUUUUCUCUCCUUUGUUAAAACUUUUCCUAAGUUUCAAAAUAAAGAUUCAGAACUUUGUGUGAAAUCAACUACUUGUCACAAAUUUAUUUUCUAUUUUGUUACACUAAUAAGAGUUAAUA
Molecule: messenger RNA, 2578 nt
Organism: Gryllus bimaculatus (two-spotted cricket)
Lineage: Eukaryota; Metazoa; Arthropoda; Insecta; Orthoptera; Gryllidae
Source: the annotation of a GenBank genome assembly